GAAGCCCUCAGUGCGACGUGCCGUGUGACGUGGCGCAGGGCGGAAGAGCUUGUUUGUGUUUUGAUUCUAGAGGGAAGUUGCGAGAAGAAAGGAAGGAGGAGACGUGACGGGAUUCUUGAAAUUAUUCUCCUGGCUCCCCCGUGACCAGCUCACCGCAGUACCCCGGGUUCCGUGUGUGGAUAAACUAAAGCGGUGGCAUUAAAAAGUUCAGCUCGUCGUCUGGCUCUCAGCAGACGUGUCGAUAGAGACGUUUGGCCCGCGGGACACCGGAGAAUCUGAUUAGGACAUGGCCAGUCGAGGAGGCGCUACGAGACCCAACGGACCCAACGCCGGCAACAAGAUCUGUCAGUUUAAGCUGGUGUUGCUGGGGGAGUCGGCCGUGGGGAAGUCCAGCCUGGUGCUUCGCUUCGUUAAAGGCCAGUUCCACGAAUUCCAGGAAAGCACAAUAGGAGCUGCUUUCCUCACUCAGACGGUGUGUCUAGAUGACACAACAGUGAAGUUUGAAAUCUGGGACACUGCAGGUCAAGAGCGUUACCACAGUUUGGCACCCAUGUAUUACAGAGGAGCACAAGCCGCCAUUGUGGUCUACGACAUCACAAAUGAGGAGUCCUUUGCUCGGGCUAAGAACUGGGUGAAGGAGCUUCAAAGACAAGCUAGUCCUAAUAUAGUCAUCGCUUUCUCAGGAAACAAGGCUGACCUGGCCAGCAAGAGAGCUGUUGACUUCCAGGAUGCUCAGUCCUACGCAGAUGACAACAGCCUACUAUUCAUGGAGACGUCAGCCAAAACGUCUAUGAACGUCAACGAGAUAUUUAUGGCUAUUGCAAAGAGAUUGCCAAAAAGUGAGCCCCAAGCUCCAGGAGCCACCGCCGCGCGAAGCCGAGGAGUGGACCUGACGGAACCCGCCCAGCCGGCCAAAGCCCCGUGCUGCUCCAACUAACACGAAGAACACACCUUUCUCUGACCUGUAGACCAGUAACUAAUGUGGUCCAUGCCCCAGGUGCCACUGCAGCUACUAAUGCAACGUGUCACUCAUCGUUAAAAGCGGGAAGAUGCCCGCCGUUCCCAUUCUCUCCGUUUUCUUGCAGUGGCGGACCAGCGCCACUGGCGUUCCUUCGUAGUUCUGCCUCUUGUCUUCUGUUGCGGUUCUGCUGCCACCAGGUGAAGCCUCCCAACCACUCUGUCUUACUCCCUGACACAUUCAUAUCCGUGGUGGCAGAAACGACAGGUCCACCUUCGCUCCAGCGUGUAAAUCCGAGUUUCACUUCCUCCCCCUGGAGACUUUACUACUGCUUCUUUUGGAUUAAUAUUGUUUGCUAGGAUUCUGUUCUGGACACAUUUCCUUGUAUAUUUAAGUGGGCUAAAAUAAAAAUAAAAAACUUUAAGGUUGGUUUGCAGUAGCACAAAACGUCCGUUAGGGGAAAUGAAGUCUUUUGGAAUUUCUGCAUUCCCUCUUAAUGUCCUCACUUCCUGUUAAAGGUUAGCGCAGUUUGCUCCUCCCGUCUGUAGGUUUCGUUCUGGGGCUGUGCCUGCUCGUAAUUGUCUAAAGUGUAAUUGUGCAAUGUUCUGCAGUAUUACUCGCUAGUUUGAGUAUCUGCAGAGAACAACGUCCCGUCUCACAUCGGUGGUGACCGUCCACGAGUCCUUCCGUAAACCGUCCCAUUCUGAUCCAACCUGGAUUCUUUUUUUCUGGCGUUGGAUGACUUCCGCAGCCGUCCUCUCCAUCGGGUCGGUGUUGCCGGGCGGCUGCGGGUAGUUUUGCACAGAAUGUGGGGUGAGAGUGACUCGUCCUUUUAUUUAGAAAGUGCUUUAGACACAACUGUUCUAACUGUGUGUGUGUGCGUGCGUGCGUGCGUGCGUGCGUGCGUGCGUGCGUGCGUGCGUGCGUGUGUGCGUGUGUGUGUGUGUGUGUACACAUUUGCACAAUGAAACACAUGACUUCUUCCUUUCAAACUUUUGAUUUUUUUCCUGUCCAAACUUCUGCAUCACUGUAGGUCAGCUGAAGAAUAUACUGUUACACGUUAGCCACACUUAAUGUGUUUGUCAUGUUCUCUCUAACACACACACACACACACACACACACACACACACACACAGAGAGAGAGAGAGAGAGAGAGAGAGAGAGCAAAAACACUUUAGUCCAAACCUUUUUCUAUCGUUCUCAUGCCUUGCACUAAUAAUGCUCAUGAAUUUAUGUUAUAAUCUCAGUCAGUGUGUUAUAAAUAUAUACAUAAUAUAAAUAUAUAAAUAAUAUACUGUAAAUACGGUGUUGCAGUGUAGUCUACCUUUUUAUUUUUGUUUUCCCAGUGACGGGACUAAUGCUUGCUAGGGAUAAUCAAUAGAAGGUUAAAAACCAUGUACAGUUAGCAGGAAAACAGCAACAAUCUGGGUUUGGAGUUUUCCCCCCAACACACAAAUGGUUAAGUCAUAAUCCGUGGUGGUCUUUAUAAAUAUGUGUAGUAAUAUUAACAAAAAAAACAUUGCAUUUAUUUAGAUGUCUGCCUCAUUUUCUCAAAAAGAAAUCUGUUACGCCCAAACUUCCUGGUUUCAUCCUCCUUUUUAUUUUUAAUGCCUCGUGUCUAAAAUGUCCUCCUCCCGGGUUUUAGGAGAUAUAAACUGAUUUAAAAAUCUACAUAUUGGUCUGUUUAAAAAUCUGUUAACAGCGUUACAGGAACAACAGAACAUCUGUGACUUGGAUCACUUUUGGUUUUAAGACUUCUUUGCAGGAAGACAUUUAAACUGAAGCAUUUUACAGAACUAUUAUGUAAUGACCAAAUAAAUACUGAAAUAAAUUUGAGCAUUCAUCAUUGUAA
Messenger RNA from Nothobranchius furzeri (turquoise killifish), 2810 nucleotides. It is a transcript of the gene rab5aa, whose product is annotated as RAB5A, member RAS oncogene family, a. NCBI's taxonomy places the organism in Eukaryota, Metazoa, Chordata, Actinopteri, Cyprinodontiformes, Nothobranchiidae. Gene Ontology annotation, molecular function: GTP binding; GTPase activity. The record is from RefSeq and is a predicted model, not a curated record. Gene Ontology annotation, cellular component: endosome; Golgi apparatus.